Molecule: messenger RNA, 1222 nt
Organism: Eurytemora carolleeae
Lineage: Eukaryota; Metazoa; Arthropoda; Copepoda; Calanoida; Temoridae
Product: peroxisomal sarcosine oxidase
Exons: 11
Coding region: 516-1202 (228 amino acids)
Cellular component (GO): peroxisome
Molecular function (GO): flavin adenine dinucleotide binding; sarcosine oxidase activity; L-pipecolate oxidase activity
Source: RefSeq, a predicted model, not a curated record
AACUUUAUUGUAAAUUUGAUUUUUUUCUCCAUGUUUAUUGGGACACCCUGUACCAGAGAUAAAACUACAAGAUAGAUAAAUGUUCGAAUUUGUUUAAUUUUAGUUUCUUCUUGAACUGGUCAGCUAAACAACUCUUAAAUAGAAACUCAUUAAAGAGACUGUUGUUUUGAUUUGAAUGUGAUCCUCCAUUUAAAAGAGCCAUGUCCGAUUCACAACAGUAACCCUUUAUCUGUUCGAUAAUGUGAAAAAUAUACUGACGAUUUUUUAGCAUAAAAGGUGUUUUAUUCUGGUAAAUUCCUUAAUUGCUUUACAGGUCACUUUUAGAGAGAAACCACAAAUGAAAAUAAUAAGACAGUGCUUCUAAGUGUACUGUUGUGAAUCAGAAACGCCAAUAAAUGGAUCGUCAAAUAAUAUUACGUCUUUAAACCCUUUAAAUUACAAUUGUACUUUUAUAAUUUAUAGAGAACUGUUUUAUCUUCUAGAUAGACUCAAGAUCCCCCCCUCCCCCUUAAACUAUGGAGAAAUAUCAUCAUGUGGUCAUAGGUGCUGGAAUUAACGGAUCCUGUACUGCCUUCCAGCUUGCUAAAAGAGGAACUAAAGUUCUACUGUUAGAAAAGUUUCUGCUUCCCCAUAGUAGAGGAAGCUCUCACGGACAAAGCAGAGGAAUCAGAAAAGCAUAUCCUGAUCCCUUCUUUACAGCACUCAUGGAAGAAGCGUAUAAAGAAUGGGAAGACAUAGAAAAGAAAACAGGAGUUAAACUUAUCAAGAAAACAGGUCUUCUUUGUUUUGCGGAGAAUAAAAAUAUUAAGUUCAUCAACGACACCAUCGACAGCUUUAAAAAGGUUCCGGGUGCUCAGAAUACAGUGUACAACUCUAAACAACUCAGGGAGAAAUUUCCAUGUGUCAGGUUAGGAAAAUCUGCCUUGGGUUGCUAUGAUCCCUCUGGAGGUGUUAUUUUUGCAGAUAAAGCUCUAAAAUGCAUUCAGGAUCUUUGUAAAGAAUAUGGAGUUGUUAUAAAAGAUGGAGAGGAUGUGGAAGAUAUUAAACAUAAUUCUAAUUCAGUUCACAUCUCAACAACUUCAGGUUCAAGGUUUACUGCACAGAGCUGUGUUAUUUGCCCAGGUCCGUGGGGAGGUCCCUUGUUAGCUAAACUAGGAUACCAGGUGCCCCUGAAACCUGUAAAGAUCCCUGUAUACUAUUGAGAAGCCCCUGAUUUCCUUCC